AUGGAGCAUGAUGAUGGGAAUUCAAACAAUCAAGUGGCGAGACAGCUUCUGUCGAAGAAGAAAGGGAAUCGUAGAUGGAAGAGUGAGGAGCUCGUGUACGACAAUGACGAAGGGCGCUAUGUGCAAGCGGCAAAAGCUAUUUCCAAGACUGAAAAGUUCCGAAAAUUUUGUAUAAGGAAGGUUCAUCGCUUGCAGUACAACUUGCAGAUAUGGGUUUCUGUUGUCGCGUCCGCCAGCAUUUUCUGCUCUUGUCUGGUAGCCGAAAUGUGCGGAAUAUCCGCAAUCGGCCCGGAGGACCAACGAUGUGAUUCGAGUGUAAAUCCCCUCAAGUACGUCUGCACGUUCUUCUCAGUGAUACUGCAAAGUGAAAUCCAUCACUUGCACAGCAAUGAAUGGAAUCAGCCAUUCCAGGGUUUUCUCAAAAAUUUGAAGUACUAUUGGAAGGGAGUUCUGACGGAAUUGUUAAUUUGUGGUGUUCAUACCUUCCCUGGAGUUUCAUUCGUCAUGAAAGUUUCUGCUUAUACGUUUGGAAUUGGUCCUAGCAACGUGGAAUUUCGAUUUGAAAGUUUCAUGGCAAUCUUCUCGUUUCUGAAAAUCUAUCUUCUUUGGAGAAUGUUCCGCAUGUGGUGUUUCUCUCAUUACCUGUCCGAGUCGUUCUUAAACUACAUGGAAAACCCAGCGAUCGACAUGCGCGCCACUGAUUUGCCAAUGAAUGCGAGAAUGGCGUUGAAGUUGGCGUUGCACCAAUUUCCCCUCGUGACCAUGUUCAGCUUUAUCACCGUGUUCCUCUUCGUUUCCAGCUACCUGAUGCGAUUGUCGGAAGGUCCCUUCAACAAGGAUCAAGCUUUUUCUUUCCUCAACCCAAUGUGGCUGGUCACGGUCACCAUAUCAACAACUGGGUAUGGCGAUAUCGCUCCUGUGAGCUAUCUUGGGCGUGCUAUCGUCGUAGGAGUGAUGAUCAUCGGAACCUUGUACAUAUCAGCUGUUACAGCAACUUUUGGGGAACAUCUUUCCUUCACAAACAUCGAGCAAGAGCUCAUGCACAAGGUUGAGAACGAGCAGUGGCAGUAUCGGCUCGCCGAGGCUGCUGCUAGCGUUCUUCAGGCAGCAUUUCGGAGGAGAAAAGAUGACAAGAAGUUAGCGAGCCAGCGCUUCAAGAAGAUGAGAGACGAGUACGCAGCGUGGUGCAAAGACAACCCGGACGUGGAGAAGCUUGACAAGCCGUUGUUCAUCGCCGAGAAGAUCGAGACACCCAAGAAGGAGCUCCAAGAUGGGCUAAAAGACAUGGAGAGAGUUUUUCUGACAGAAAUCCACAAGAUCGUCAAUAUCGUCUCUGAGAAUCGAGUAUCCCAGGGCUCAGUUGAGAACUUUGCGAUGAGGCACUCCCAGUCCUCUACCGAGUUCGUGGCACGCAACGCCAGGGCGUACCUCUCCGACUCGAACACAGAGUUUAACAGGUCCGAGAUGCUCUCGGACAACGAAGAGCCCUUGUUCGAUGACAGUAUCUUCUUCACCAAGAUGGAGACGAAAAUCAGCAAGAUCCUGGCCUACACCAGCGACGUCGCCAACAACCGAAACCUGAGGAAAUUCAUCGAUGCCUUGAAGCGGCAUGGAAAACAAGACGUUCAGAGCAAGCGAGACAUCCUGGUCAACAGCCUGGCGAUGCUCGACCUCGUCAGCGUGCUCGUGCGACGGGCAGACGCGCAGAAGAGGAAGCUGAAGGAGCAAACGCUCAUCAUCGAGGCCCUCCGCGAUGACUUUGAGUCCUUCGCUUCUCCCCGAGGGUCAUCGAACAAGCCAGUGGAGGACAAGAGAUCGAAGAGCCUCACGCUGGAAAAAAUGGAGGAGUUCAAACAGAACAGUCUCUACACCACAUGGUCGGAGGCCAUAGCUGAGAAGGACAAAGCGGACAGGCUCGCGAAAGAUCUUUCGCAGUCAAGAGUGACGAGGUUGUUCUUCAGCUGCUUCUACAACACCCUCUCAUCGUACUAUGGCAGGGCGAGGCGGAGUGAAGACCUAUCGAUGUACCAGAAUUCUGGCAGGCUCAAGGAUAUGAUGACAAGACCCGACAGCUACAAGAAGAAGCAGCCUGUCAGCGUCAACGCCGAACUUUGCAUGGCCAGGUCCGUCCCUGAGAAGCUUUCGCCCCUGAUCCUGCCUCCACAGCGAGUUCAAGAAGACUACUUCCUCUGA
Guillardia theta CCMP2712 is the source of this 2193-nucleotide messenger RNA. RefSeq lists its product as hypothetical. Gene Ontology annotation, molecular function: small conductance calcium-activated potassium channel activity; calmodulin binding. NCBI's taxonomy places the organism in Eukaryota, Cryptophyceae, Pyrenomonadales, Geminigeraceae. The record is from RefSeq and is a predicted model, not a curated record. Gene Ontology annotation, cellular component: plasma membrane. The transcript is spliced from 19 exons. Bases 1 to 2193 code for a protein of 730 amino acids. Gene Ontology annotation, biological process: potassium ion transmembrane transport.